This is a messenger RNA of Nanorana parkeri, 1919 nucleotides long. It is a transcript of the gene FBXO21, whose product is annotated as F-box protein 21. The coding region runs from base 27 to 1919 and encodes 630 amino acids. NCBI's taxonomy places the organism in Eukaryota, Metazoa, Chordata, Amphibia, Anura, Dicroglossidae. Gene Ontology annotation, molecular function: protein binding; DNA binding. The record is from RefSeq and is a predicted model, not a curated record. The transcript has 12 exons.
UAACGUGUCGGCCAUGUAAACAAAAGAUGUCUGCUUCCUUGGCUGGUGUAGAUGCGGAGAGCAGCCUGCGGGAUGGCAGCGAUUCCCCGGGCAGUACGGGGAGCUGCUCCCCGGCAGAUGAGCUCAGGACUCUGCCUGUGUGCCCGGGACUGGCGGGGUUGCCGGAGGAGUUAGUGGAGCUCAUCAUGUGUAAAGGGGAUCUGGACUACCGGGACAUCGCCAGUGUCAGCGGUGUGUGCAGGCGGCUCCGAUCUGUGUGUGUCACCCGGGGGAAAGUGUGGCGGAAGCAGCUGUUCACUCGUUGGCCAUCAAUAAUCAAGUACUAUAAGCAUGUGGAUGCUCCGGACUGGCUGGAAGAGUAUAAAACGCGGUACAAGGCUGGCAUAGCCGCACGAAAACUAGUAUCCUCAUUCUCAAAGGAACUCAUUGUGGAGCAUCAUUUACCUUGUGAAGGUUUGAAUGAUCUCGAGAGUUUGGGCUAUCCUGUACAUUUUAUUGAAGAUGAGUUAUUGUGUAUGAUUGGUAUAGAGAGCUGGAAGUGUUUCAUACAGAAGUAUUGUGCAAAGAAGAUUCUAUAUUUCAUGCGACAAGAGUCUACUAUGUCUAAAUUUAAAGAGUUUAUUCAAAGACCUGCGGACCAACAAGAUAUUCUAGAAGGAGCUGUGCUGAUUGAUCAGUAUUGUAAUCCUCUAUUAGAUGUAAGCUUUGCAAAUAUUCAAGCGCAGAUUGAAGAUAUCUUGGCAAAGGUGAAAGCUUACCUUACUACGAAGAACAGUAGACACCCUAGUCUGUCUCUGCAGGCAGGUAGGAGAUCUCUCAUUGAAGACAUUGGUCUACAGGGACAGGCACUGGAUGCUCUAAAUCAUGUCCUAUUUGUUGACAUGAAGUUUAAAGGAAAUGUAGCAGAUUUCUAUAAUCCUCUUAAUUCCUAUAUGCACCAGGUUCUAGUUGAUAAGACCGGCAUCCCCAUCAGCCUCUCUGUGCUCUAUCUCACCCUUGCUCUGCACCUGGGAGUUUUUCUGGAGCCAGUGAAUUUUCCUCAUCAUUUCAUGCUAAGAUGGUGCCAAGGUACCCAGGGAAGUUCAGUCAUUACAGACUAUGUUUAUGUGGAUGCAUUUGGAUCUGGAAAAUACCUGACUGCGAAAGAGUGUGAAUACAUGAUUGGUCAACCUGUAACAGAGGAGUUCUACGCAGCUGUCAGCACCAAGGAGGUCCUACAGCGUAUGGUAGGAAACCUGCUCAACCUCGGCAAAAGAGAAAGCAAAGACCGCAGCUUUAUGCUGCUAAGAGUGUCUUUGGAUCUGUACCUAGCUAUGUAUCCAGACAGCGUGCAGCACCUAUUGCUACAGGCGCGACUCUAUUUUCAUCUUGGUAUAUGGCCAGAAAAGGUCUUGGAUAUCCUGCAGAACAUUCAGGCUUUGGACCCGUCGCAGCAUGGUGCUGUGGCAUAUCUAGUCCAACAUACUUUGGAACAUAUAGAGAGAAGGAAGGAUGACAGUACACUUCAUACAAAGCUGAGGUCCAAUGAGAAGGAAGUGUGUUAUUCUGUAGGACUUAUUAUGAGACAUAAAAGAUAUGAUUAUAGUUGUGUAAUCUUCAGCUGGGAUCCUUUGUGUAUGAUGCCACCGGACUGGAUGGAAAACCUGGACCUCUACCACCUCUCAAAAGGAAUAGCGCAGCCAUUUUAUAGUGUGCUUCUUGAUGAUGGUACUUGUAAUUAUGUCGCUCAAGAGGAUCUUGAACCACAUCCAUCUCCAGCAGAAAUAACACAUCCAGAUAUAGCCCUUUACUUCUCAGAGUUUGCAGGAGACCGCUACAUUACAAAUAAAGAGCUGCAGCUUCAGUUCCCAGAAGAUGCGGACUUUAUUGUCCAGCAGAGUGCGGAGGGUCAGCCUGAUUCUUCACCCCAGGAACCAUGA